Molecule: messenger RNA, 1876 nt
Organism: Cyprinodon tularosa
Lineage: Eukaryota; Metazoa; Chordata; Actinopteri; Cyprinodontiformes; Cyprinodontidae
Gene: psat1
Product: phosphoserine aminotransferase 1
Exons: 9
Coding region: 101-1222 (373 amino acids)
Biological process (GO): L-serine biosynthetic process
Cellular component (GO): cytoplasm
Molecular function (GO): O-phospho-L-serine:2-oxoglutarate transaminase activity; pyridoxal phosphate binding
Source: RefSeq, a predicted model, not a curated record
UGAACGCCUCAUUUUACACAAGCAUCAAGCAGUGUGGGAGACAGAGGCGCAGCUUAUAAAAUCUCAGCAUUGUGAAGCCUACAGUAAGCUUGCUUGCACCAUGGAGCAAACCCAAACCAUAAACUUUGGAGCUGGACCGGCAAAACUACCGCAGUCUGUGCUGCUUCAAGCUCAGAAGGAGCUUCUCAGCUUCAACGGCCUUGGGAUCAGCGUUCUUGAGAUGAGCCAUCGAUCAGCAGACUUCAACAAAAUCAUCAACAAGUCAGAAAGCCUGCUGAGAGAGCUGCUAGAUAUCCCAAACAACUACAAGGUGUUGUUUCUGCAGGGUGGCGGCUCCGGACAGUUCAGCGCCGUCCCCCUCAACCUGAUCGGCCUCAAAGAGGAUAGGUGCGCCGACUACCUGGUUACUGGCACGUGGUCGGCUAAAGCCGCUAAAGAAGCAGAGAAAUAUGGAAAAGUCAACGUUGUUCACCCAAAGCUGGACAGCUUUACAAAAAUUCCUGACCCCAGCAGUUGGACCCUGAACCCCUCAGCCUCCUAUGUGUACUACUGCUGCAACGAGACGGUCCACGGGGUGGAGUUCAACUUCACACCUGAAACCAAAGAUGUGGUCCUCGUCAGCGACAUGUCCUCCAACUUCCUGUCACGGCCAGUAGAUGUAUCAAAGUUUGGGCUCAUUUACGCCGGGGCUCAGAAGAAUGUUGGUUGCGCUGGGGUUACAGUAGUCAUCGUACGAGAUGAUCUGUUGGGCCACGCUCUGAAGGAGUGUCCCAUUGUGUUGGACUACAAGGUGCAAGCUGAAAUGAAGUCCCUCUACAACACUCCUCCAUGUUUUAGCAUCUACAUCAUGGGUCUGGUUCUGGAGUGGAUCAAGAACAAUGGCGGCAGUGCUGCCAUGGAGAAGCUCAACAAGCAGAAAUCCUCCAUGAUUUAUGACAUCAUCAACUCUUCGAAUGGUUUUUAUGUGUGCCCUGUGGAUGCUGCUUGUCGAAGCCGCAUGAACGUGCCUUUUCGUGUGGGGAAGAAAGAAGGAGACGAUGCCUUGGAAAAGAAAUUUCUGGAGGGUGCAUCAAAGCGGGGAAUGAUUUCACUGAAAGGACACAGAUCGGUGGGAGGGAUGCGUGCUUCCUUGUACAACGCUGUAACUCUGGAGGACACUGCAGCCCUUGCAGACUAUAUGAGAGGUUUCCUCAAGGAGCACCAGUUAAACAACUGCACCUAAAAACAGUAGAUAUCACUCUGUAGCUGGAAAAAAAAUUAACAAAUAUUCAAAUUGAAUGUGACUGAAACGGUCAAUAAAUCUUUUACUAAUAGACUAAACCCACUAAUGCCAAACAAGUCUUAUUUACAUCUAUAUUUUAUGUUGAAGUAAAGUAUUCUCUAUUUUUUUUGUUUUAUGUACCAUCUUGAGUAAUUCCCUGUAUCCUGUAUCAAAUUCCCUUUUAUUUUAUACAUUUAAGACUAAUGUAUAAUUCAUUUGCUUAGUGUUUGUUAAUAAUUGAUGCAGAAUAUUUCCUUUUUUGACAUCUGCUGAGAAGUUGGGAGUUCAAUCUGUUUUCUAUUGUUUGAGUAUAUAAGUCACUUAAAGUAAUGGUGGCUUCUGUUUUGAAUGACAUAACAGUGAGUUAUGCUGUAUGAUUGGAAGAAAUUGUAUUUUCUCACUAUGAUUAGGAAACAAAUGUGCUCUGAUUGUGAAGACUUAAAGUUUAACACACUGUCAUCUUAUGUUGAUAUUGUGGAGAAGUAUUCAGUUAUAUUAAAGCAUACUAAUUAAGCUCAGCAGAUGUAGAGGAUCUUAUAGUAAACUCAUACUGGAUCACUGUUGCAAUCGAUCAACUAUAUAAAUUUAUCUCUGAAAUAAAAUGUUACCACCUAA